AUAGUUACUCACUACCUGGCUGAAAUUAAUUGAGGACAAGGCUCAGUACUUAAUGCCUGUAUGACUACAUUCCAGACUCCUUAGCUAUGAUGCCAGGAGACAAGCCUGUACUUUAUCUGUGGAGUAUAUAAAAGGAAGUAAGUGAAACACCGAAGCAAUAGUGUCUCGGGAUAAUGUUGGGAAUACAGGCAAUUUUUAUUGCUGCACUGAUGUGCCUUCUGAUUCUCCACUUUCUGAAACCGCUCUGGUCAUCCACAAUCUACCCUCCUGGACCUCUUCGGCUUCCUUUCAUUGGAAGCAUUUGGCGAUUAGCAUACAAGCGUUCUCAAGAUCUUUUAAUUAAGCUGGCAGAGCAAUAUGGAAAUAUUUACAUUAUAUGGAUGGGAUCUACACCUCUUGUUGUACUGUCUGGAUAUGAAGCAGUGACAGAGGGGCUGAUAAACCGUUCCGAAGACUUUGCUGAACGGCCCAUGAGCCCUUGUCUUAAAGUUUUGACAAAAGAAAAGGGUAUUAUAUGUUCAAAAGGCAACACCUGGCAGCAGCAGAGGAAGUUUGGGCUAAUCACUAUGCGGAAACUGGGACUGGGGAACAAAGUCAUGGAAAACCAAAUACAAGAGGAGGCCGAUCAGCUUGUUGAGAAUUUUGCAGGUGCAAAAAAGCAGCCAUUUGACCCUUAUUUGUACAUCAGAAAGUCAAUCUCCAACGUGGUCUGUGCUAUGGCUUUUGGACACCGGUUUUCUGUUGAAGAUAAAGAAUUCCUCAUGAUGAUUGAAGUCCUUGAUAAUUGUAUGAGAUUCUCAGGCACCUUUUUUAAUUUUUUGUAUGAAAUUUUCCCAAAACUCAUGGAUCGUCUCCCAGGGCCUCACAAGAAGCUAUUUGCACAAGUAGAGGAUAUACAAUUAUUUGUAAAGAAGGAGAUCGAAAAACAUAAGGAGUAUCAGGCCAUGCACGACCCACAAGAUUUCAUUGAUUUCUAUCUGCUUCGAAUAGAGAAAAGCAAGAACGACCCCAAAUCUACAUACAAUGAAGAGAACCUGGUUCAGUGUAUUUUUGACCUCUUCAUUGGAGGAUCAGAAACCACCACCAUUGCUUUGCAAUGGGCAUUGCUCCUCAUGGUAAAUCAUCCAGACAUUCAAGAGAAAGUCCACAAGGAGAUGGAAGAUGUUUUGGGUUCUUCUCUGUCAUUCAACUAUGAGGAUCAAAAGAGGCUGCCUUAUACUAAUGCGGUGAUUCAUGAGAUCUUGCGUUCCCACUACGUUCUGUUUUGUGGGGUCAACAGACAAAGUGUGAAGGAUGUGAACAUGUUUGGUUUUCUCAUUCCCAAGGGAGCCAGUAUUAUUCCUGAUCUCCGCUCUGUUCUUCUUGAUCCCAAGCAAUGGGAGAAACCUCGGGAGUUCCAUCCAAAUCAUUUUUUGGACAAAGAUGGAAGAUUUGUGGAAAGAGAAGCAUUUCUUCCAUUUGGUGCAGGGGCCCGAGUGUGUCUGGGGAAACAGUUGGCGAAGAUCGAGCUCUUCAUCUUCUUUACCACCCUGCUGAGGGCAUUCACCUUCCAGCUGCCAGAAGGAGUGAAAAAACUCAGUGAAGAUGUUAUACUAGGGGCAUCAGUGCACCCCUAUCCUUAUAAGAUCUGUGCUGUUCCCUGCAACAGUGCAUCAUAAAUUAUACAAAAAAGACUGCAAUCCUAAGAAGACAUUCUUAGGAGUAAGCCCAUUAAACAGACCUGAAUAGGAUUCUUAGUGGACCUCCUGCUUAUGGUGGCCAUUAAGAAUGGUGCAUUUCUUAAUGUUGAUUUUCCUUCAUUCCAUUCACUUCCUCUUAAUCCUACUCUGACCGACUUACUCUUUUCUGUAUUUGAUUUGAACCUCCACAGGAUGGAAUUCAUAUCUUGUUUCCAGAGUGCCGAUGCAACUGUCAGGGCAAAGAAGGUACUCUCCAUAAAUUCCUGUCUAGCUAGAGCUUGCUGCCCCCUGCAAUUUUUUUCCUCUUCCUCUUUGUACACAAGACAUUCCAUUCGCCAACACCCUUCUCAAGGUCUUGUGUACAAAGUCCACAACUUGUCUCAAGUUGGUGAGUGCAUCUGCAAUCAUUUCUUCUGUAGUACAAUACUGCAACUCAGCAAGUCCCUCCUCUUGCAUAUUUCUUACUAAGUGAUACUUUAUAUCCUAUGUGUUUAUUUCUGAAGUUGAUCAUUUCUGCCUUUAGAAGAGGUAUGCCACUCUGAUUGUCUUCAGAGAAUUUGGGUCAAUUUAUUCCGAAGUCUGGUCUUACUUGCAACACCCCUUUGAAUUGUCUGCACACUUCUGACGUGGAUACAUAUUCAACCUUAGUAGAAGACAUAGCUAUAGUCCCUUGUUUUCUGCAGCUCCAGCUGAAGCUCCUCUGCCAUAGAAGAACAAGUGUCUGCUGGUGGAUUUUCUCUCUAUAGUGUCUUCUGCCAAAUCUGAACCCAUGUAUCCCACUCAUCUGGGAUUGUCACUUGCUGGUAAUUUUAGUUUUAGGCAUGCAGAGCCAUUGAGAUACUUUGCCAGUCUCUACUUUGUUCCACUCACUUUUGCUCAGUGAUUCAGUUUUUCUUCAUAAUAUACCCUUAGCAGCUGCAAUGUUGGGCUGUGUCACUGUGCUUAUGUUGGGCUGCAAUGUUGGGCUGUGUUGCAAUUAGGAGAUGGAAACGGGACUUUCAAGACUUCCUUGUACUAGAAUACCAAGAAAGGUUUUCCUUUUCUGCUUGAAACUGGAGUCAGAAGCAGAGGAGAAAUAUCGUGUUGGAUCUAGUACAAAAUUCCUGUUUGCACUAGAGCUUUUGUACAGAUGUGGAUGCAACAAAAAUAUGGCCACUUGCAUGAAGUCAAACUUCAUGUACUUCAAAUUGCAUUUCUUCUUGCAGAGUUUCUUCUCUGUACUGCUUGUUGUUCAGCAUAGGUUCACUUUUUCCUUGCUGUUGCAGGUAGUUUGUUUCCAUAGGAGUAUUUGCUGGUUUGGCUCCUUCAUGUAGUCAAGGAAUUCCAUGACAUUUGCUUCUGGUUGAGAAGAUGGCUCUCAUCUUCCUCUCACUCUGUUUGUAGACCAAGGGCCAAGCUACAAGUGAUGAAUGACACUUGAAUGUCAAGUGUGUUUCUCCCUGUUCACUUGUCCUCCACUUGUGCUCCACUCAAUCCACUUGCCGUUCAAGUGUCAUUUGUCACUUGUAGCUUGGCCCCAAGACAGUAGUUGAUCUUUCCUAAUUGUUUCACUUGAACGUCUUAGUUCAAGCCUUUAGCUGUUUCAUCACAGUCCUCCUUGUCUCCAUAGCACAGGAUUAGAUCAUCCACAUAAGUGAGAAUGUAAGUCCAUUUGUUGGUUAUGUUUCAUGAGUAUAUAGGCAGAGUUCUGCCCUGCCUUGCUCGAAUCCUUCCUUGAUGAGCAUUUAAUUCAGUUUGUCAUUCCAGGCCUUUGCAGCCUGUUUUAGUCGGUAGAUGUGAGUUCAAAUCCUGGUGACUGUGCCAUAUAAAUGUCUUCCUUUAUUUCUCCAUGUAGAAAAGCAGUCCUCGUGUCUCCAUGUUACACAUGUAUCUUCCUUGCUGCUAUGUUCAGGAGUGUUCUUAUUGAAGUAUGUCUUUCAUUGUAACCUUCUGCAUAUUUUUAGAGUAUAUUUUGGCAACUGAUCUGGCCGUGUAUCUUCCCAUUAUGCAUCCUACCGCCUUCUUCCCUGGUAGUAGUUCUAUAAGUGUCCCCGUUUGGUUUUUCAUUAGUGAUUCAAUUUCUUCUUAUGCAGCUUAUCUCUAUUUUUCUGCUUCUUUUGCAGGCAUCUUUUCAAUAGCUUCCCAGUUGGAAUGUCCAGGUAUAGCUUUUGUUUUUUUCAAGAUAAGGAAGUCUUCUUGGUGAUAUAUAGAGGGAUGCACUGGGAAAAAAAUCUGUUUCAGUUUUGGAUCUCGUGAUUCCAAACAAACUAUGUAUCAUUAUUGUUUUUUUAUGGCUGGGGAGCUGCCAGUUUGGAUCUAAUCCAGUUUUUUUAAAUCAUGAAAUUCAGCCCUGUUCUUUGCAAUGAGGGCUUCCAGGCUCUUUGGGGCAACUGUUUUUGCAGUUAACAGCUCCAAAAUCACUCAGAACACAGUUCUCCCAGGAAACCACCAACCCAUAUAUCUUGAGCACACACAGCUUGGGAAAGACAUCAAGGCGAGUACUGGACAGCUACACAUGCAAACUCUGUUCUUUUAAAGGCGAGAGUGGGGAAACAAGGCUUAACCAAAAAUCAUGUCAACCACUGGUCCUGCUCCUAGUCUCAACCAUUGAUCCAUUGAGCUUUUCCUCAAGCACAAUAGCUCACACACAUAGCAAUGGAUCUUAUUGAAGGCAAGUGUCCGUGGAUGCACACUAUGCUGGGAAAUUGACUGGUAAAGGGGCAGUGGUGGUGGGGCAGCUCCCAAGCAAGAGAGCACUCCAACCAGUGCAGUGCAACAAUACUAAAAACAAUCCUGCUUCAUGUUCGCUUUUUUAUUUUGUAGUGCUGAUAAAUUAUUAGCUUUGCAUUCUGCUGUUGCCUGUUGCUACUAUAUUUCUUUGUGUUUUGUAGUUUUGUUCCCACAAUGAGGGAUGAAUCUAAGUUGUUCCUUUUGAUGCUCAGUGUUCUGCUGCAAACAGAGUCAUUUUCACCGUCUAUCGUCUCCAUUUCCUAAGUGCAGGGCAGCAGGCAGAAUGAUUGUCCAAAUCCCCCUGCCCUGUUUUCCCCUUAAGUUUUCCUUUUGCUUCAUGGGCAGGCAGGAAUGUUUUUGAAAGAGGGGGGUGGGUGCAUGUUUGGCAUUUGACUCAGAAAAAAGAGACUAUGGAAGCAAUCCUAAACAGGUCUGCUGAGACAAGUCCCAUGUUAUUCAAUAGUGCUUACUUACUCUCAGAGAAGUGUCUUUAGAACUGCAGCCUAUGACUGAAGUCUUCCAGGGCUUUCAUUAAGUCUGACUAAUGGAACAGACUACUUGCAUACUCCCCCAGACUGUCAUGUUUGACUGUGCCCAUUCAUCCACGCCAAUAUUAAGUGUAUGGUCCAGAGUUGCCUCACUGUUGUACCUGGUCUUAUGUCGUAACUGAUAAGUACAUUCCUUAACUUGUAAUAACCACCUUUGUUUUCUCAGUCCCACAACAUAGCCAGCAGCUGCGAACAAUCUUUCCUAUUGAUAUUGUUCAGACUGACCUUGAAUGUCUGAAGUGUUGCAUCACUCGGUAUCUUGUCUGUCUCGUGUGUGAACUCUGAAGCUAUUUCCCAGACUACCUCUGAAUUUGUGGUUUAGGAGGGAGGGGGUUGUUUAAAUAUAUUGUCCGGGGUCUGAGCCCCAGCCCCCAGACUUGACAAGAGGGAACAGCAGGUCAACCGGGCUGACGGGCAAACAGAGGGGGCAGCCAGCAGCCAGCAGGUCAACCGGUCAGCCAGCAGGCAGUAGGUCAACCGGUCUGACUGGCAAGCAGAGGGGGCAGCCUGGGGACAGCAGGUCAUCCCCUCCCACGGGCAAAUGGAGCCAGAACCUGCCAGCGCCAGGGGCAAGAGGCAAAGGCCCAGGGCUUCAGGAGUCAGGGGGAGACAGAGAGAAGCCAGCGAGUCCCACUUCCCUGGGGAAGGAAAGGGGACUAAGCAAGGCAGAAGGGGGCAAGGGCAGAGGGAUUGGAGGCCCAGCAGUCACCCACCCAAAGACCUUACCUAAGGAGGAGAAGUGGCAGCAGCCCCAACAGCCCAAAGCCAUGCCCCAGCUAGAAAAUAGUAGCCUGGCCCAGGAGUUGCCAAAAGCCAAGCCACUCCAGGUGGGGCUAUUGGAGGCACUCUGCAGGAAGCCCUGGGCAACCAGCCAAGGAGCCGCAGCUGGACCCACCUUCAGCCAUCAGCUCAGCCAGGGAGGCCGAGCUGCUAGCCAGGGGACUGCAGCUGGACAGGCCUUCAGCAAUCAGCCAAGGCAGGGAGGCUGGGCAGCCAGGGAACAAGGCACAGCUGGUGCUGGUCAGUGGGGCCAGAUCAGCUACCCCAGCUGCAACUGCUUGGUGCAGCCCAAGACUGGGCUGGAAGAGGGGUGGGGCAGUAGAAGGAAGCCCUAUAAAAGCUGGCUGGGAAGAGCCCUGUGGUGGUGGAUGUGAGUAAGGAGUGAUAAUGUGGAGUGAGAGUGGUGCAAUGCAAGAGUGGAGGUUUGGAGGAGAGUUCUGGAAGGAGGGGAUGAAGAAGGACACAGGGGGCAAGCAGGCCAGGUUGAGCAGGCCAGCGAGUGGACUGAGAGGGAGUCUGGGUGAGGUAUACCGCCCCUCCUUUCACAGAGCAGGGUCCUGCAGCAUCCCUGGCCCUCCUAUGAUGUCAGGAGCAGACCGCCCAAUGCCACACCCAGCGGCAGCGGCGGCAAGCCCUGACAUAUAUUGCUUUGCAAUGGCCUGAAGCCUUAUUCCUUUCAAUGAGAAGUUACCAGGCUCACCUGCCUUUUACUUCAUGUACUCCUAUGGACCGGUGUAUAUGUACAAGAUUGAAUUCCUGAAUAAAUGUCAUUUAGCCAAGGACAUGGGUCUUGCUGAAGUGAUCCAGGGAUCUAUCUACCAUAACCUGUCCUCCGUAGUCUGACACAGACACACUUUUCUUCACAGGGACUGCCUGUUCUAGUGCCCUGAUAUGGGUGGAGGAGACUGACCAGUGCUUGGGUAACGCUGAAAAACAAACCAAGAUGCACCCUCAAACAGGUCUACUCAGAUGCAAGACUGAUGUUAUUCAAUGGUGCUUACUCCCAGGAAACUGUUUUUAGAAUUUCAGCUUGUGAGUUUGCACACUCCCCCUUUCAAGCAUUUCUAAAGCUGAUAGGUGGAGAAGGGUCUCCCCUUGUGAGAACUGAACUGGCAGAGGGAAUGCCAUCUCCCAGGAAGCAAUGCGGGGAGAUGCACUCGUGCACAUUGAGCUUAUUCCCCCUUUCUGCCAACAGAUUUUAAUUAAUAACUAAAGGGCUCUCUCCCCUUGAGAUUCGAUUGGUGAAUGGUAUUCAGGAAUACAAGACACUGCCGUGCAAGCCCAGUGCCUAGUGGUCGUGCUGUGAGGUAUGAACCGAAAUGAAACACAAAGACUUUUUGGUGGGAGUGUGUCAUUAUAAGUUGUUCUGCCACAUCUGGUUCUCUCUUCUGGAAGCUGCUUGAACAGAACAAAAUAGAGAUUUCCAGAUGUAUUUCUGGCUCCCCCCCCUCCCAAUUUGCACACCCUGAGUGGAAUCCCUUUGUUUGAGCUUUGUUUGAAUGUCUGACACAGGAAUGGUAAAAGGGAAAAUCUUCAGACCAGGCCUCAUAGCUGGGGGCUUUGAAGAAUGGACAGGACUCCAUCACCCCCUGCCUGGCUUAAGGCUAGUAUGUUUGACUUCUACUGCAAUGUAUCCAGUUCAACCCUGCCUUUCUUCCCCAAAGCAGGACACAAAGUAGCUUACAAUUAAUCUGAAAGCAAAGAAAAACCCAAUAGAUACAUUAUGAAUGUGUUACUUGAGAUGGUCCUUGAAACAACAACAUGCAAUUUAUAUACCACCCUUCAGGAUAACUUAAUGCCCACUCAGAGUGGUUGACAAAGUAUGUUAGUAUUAUCCCCAAAACAAUCACCCUGUGAGGUGGGUGGGGCUGAGAGAGUUCUAGAAGAGCUAUGAUUGAGCCAAGGUCACCCAGCUGGCUUCAAGGGGAGGAGUGGGAAAGCAAACCCAGUUCUCCAGAUUAGAGUCCCGCUAUUCUUAACCACUACACCAAACUGAAAGACUGAAGACCCUGCCCAGGCAUUUCCCUUUCCUAAUGAUCCCUCUUUAAAGCAGGAUAGAAACUGGUUUUGAAAGAAACUGGGUCUCCUUGCCUUCACUUGAGGACUCAAGAUAGCAGGGACAGCAAAAACUGACAUCCAGGUCUAUUCACAAUUGAUCAGAGAACGUAAAUGACAAUAAAAUUUAAGAGUUGCUGCCCAAACCGUGGAAGGCAAUUUGAAUGGAAGGAACCUUGAAAAUCACAAUAAGCAAGAAGUGACAUGAUUCUCAUGACUUGUGUGAAAAUCUGAGCAAGAAGAGUUGGUUCCUGGGAGCCUCAAGUUGAGAAAGGAGUUCCAACAGGAAAUCCUGGAUACUUAGAGCCAAGCUACAAGUGACGCCUUACACAGGUUGGACACUUGUCAGCUUCUCUCAAGUUUUGAUGGGAAAU
Eublepharis macularius is the source of this 8145-nucleotide messenger RNA. Its product is annotated as cytochrome P450 2J5-like. Bases 174 to 1658 code for a protein of 494 amino acids. Gene Ontology annotation, cellular component: cytoplasm; intracellular membrane-bounded organelle. The transcript is spliced from 9 exons. Gene Ontology annotation, molecular function: iron ion binding; heme binding; oxidoreductase activity, acting on paired donors, with incorporation or reduction of molecular oxygen, reduced flavin or flavoprotein as one donor, and incorporation of one atom of oxygen. The record is from RefSeq and is a predicted model, not a curated record. NCBI's taxonomy places the organism in Eukaryota, Metazoa, Chordata, Lepidosauria, Squamata, Eublepharidae. Gene Ontology annotation, biological process: xenobiotic metabolic process; arachidonate metabolic process.